This is a messenger RNA of Macrosiphum euphorbiae (potato aphid), 261 nucleotides long. Lineage: Eukaryota; Metazoa; Arthropoda; Insecta; Hemiptera; Aphididae. The record is from the annotation of a GenBank genome assembly.
AUGUCGGUUGUGCGCUUGAGUUGUUGUAUGCGUACAAAAAUCAUACAAAAGCGCGGAAAAAAAUGGUGGGUUCGCCCAAGUUUGCAGAGCAGAAAAGUUGCAAAUGGAUCAAAAUUAUUAAACGAAUUAAGAGAAGAUGAUGAAUUAAAUUUUGAAUUACGAGGUUCAUUUCAUAAUUUUUUAAGAAUGUCAAGUUCAGAUUUUGAAUACAUAUUGUGCAAAAUAGAGCCAAUAAUAAAAAAAAAUCUGAUACUUUUAUGA